ACCCAGAGCUAGCUAGCCACACCCACACUUGAUCCUCAGCACUGCUAGGUGAAGCAACCUAGCUAGCAAUGGCGAGGGCAUCGUCGUUGUUGUCCAUGGGAAGUGUGGUCGCCGCGGUGGUCGUGCUGGUGGUCCUGUGCGCCGCCGUGCCGGCCGCCGGUCAGGGCAAGAAGGGGCCUCCGGCUCCAAAGCUGCCGUCCAACUUCAAGACGAUCCACCCGGGGCGGUUCGGGAAGAGGAACCAGGUGCUCUCCUGCGACGACACCAAGGACGGGAACAGCCCCUGCGUCGCCACCUGCGACAAGCGCUGCCCCAACGAGUGCAUCGUCAUGUGCCCAGGCUGCAAGACCUACUGCAUGUGCGACUUCUACCCCGGCGUGUCCUGCGGUGACCCCCGCUUCACCGGCGCCGACGGCAACAACUUCUACUUCCACGGCAAGAAGGACCAGAGCUUCUGCGUCGUCUCCGACACCGACCUCCACAUCAACGCCCACUUCAUCGGCAAGCGUAACCCUACCAUGAGCCGAGACUUCACCUGGAUCCAGGCCCUCGGCAUCCGCUUCGCCGACCACCGCCUUUACAUGGGCGCCCAGAAGACCGUCGGGUGGGACAGCGACGUCGACCGCCUUGAGCUGGCCUUUGACGGCAUGCCCAUCGACAUCCCCACCGAGGUCGACGCCGAGUGGCAGUCCAGCAUUGUGCCCGCCUUGAUCGUCACGAGGACCUCCGCGACCAAUGGCGUCAGGGUCCAGCUCGAGGGAGUGUUUGACAUCUUGGCCAAUGUGGUGCCCAUCACGGAGAAGGACUCCCGCAUCCACAACUACGGCGUGACGGAGGAUGAUAGCCUUGCGCACUUCGACAUGGGGUUCAAGUUCCACGGCCUCACCGACGACGUCCACGGCGUGCUCGGCCAAACCUACCGCACGGACUACGUCAACAAGCUCAGCGUGAGUGCCAACAUGCCCAUCAUGGGAGGCGCCGCCAGCUACGUUUCCUCCGACAUCUUCUCCACCGACUGCAAGGUCGCCAGGUUCGGCCGUGCCCACGGCGGAAUCUCCAUGGUCACCACCAGGGCCAACUAAACACCCGGAUCGACGACUAUCUCUCAAGACAUUUAAGACUUAACCCAGGAAUAAACAAUACAGAUUUAUAAGAUACUGAUGAUAUGCCACCAAAGACACACAUGAUCAUGUCCUUUGGAUACUGCAAAUGGCGAAAUGAAAUAAGUUUAUAACCGAA
Hordeum vulgare subsp. vulgare (domesticated barley) is the source of this 1239-nucleotide messenger RNA. RefSeq lists its product as uncharacterized. NCBI's taxonomy places the organism in Eukaryota, Viridiplantae, Streptophyta, Magnoliopsida, Poales, Poaceae. The coding region runs from base 69 to 1082 and encodes 337 amino acids. The record is from RefSeq and is a predicted model, not a curated record. The transcript has 2 exons.